Gigantopelta aegis is the source of this 119-nucleotide messenger RNA. Its product is annotated as salivary glue protein Sgs-3-like. The record is from RefSeq and is a predicted model, not a curated record. The transcript has 2 exons. The annotation marks the transcript as partial. Lineage: Eukaryota; Metazoa; Mollusca; Gastropoda; Neomphalida; Peltospiridae.
CACCACAACACAGCAGCCACCACAAAGCAGCACAACAACCACACACACACCCACCACACACACAACACCAACACAGCCCACCACACACACACAGCCAGCAGCACAACAGCCACACACCA